UUCCCGUUGAUUCUAGUGUAGAGAGAGUUCUCUUCUCGUGCCCGCGUAAAGACGCGAUCGGUCGCGUAGUUUUGCGCAAAGUAAUGUUCAGACUUUGGACCAGAAGCUCAACGCGAAGUUCAGCGACCGAUUUAAACAACCGUACAUCCUAUUUUUAUCAGUCAAGAGAAUGUAGCGGUCAUUCGAGGAUCUCGGGUAAAUUAAUUUCGUAGUUCCAUGUAGACGGAGCCCGCACUUUACCAAGUACAAACUAGCUAACGUAACUGGCUAAUUCAUUGCGCAUCACUUGUGAUCUUAGCCGCGGAGUCUAGCGGUGCGCGCUCACGUCUUGCGAGAGUAGUUGGUUGUGAUAAACGCUAAACAACGAAGCAGUUGGUUGAGCCAAACAUAAUGGUAUGGGUCAAAGGGACAUCACAGCGUUCGAGGCGUCCAUGAAAAGAAAAAGCGGAAUUCCCACUGCCUCUAUGUGUCGACUGGAUGUGGAGUCCGCAGUUGUGAAGAAGGAAGUUGAGCCCGGCGGAGGAGAUGGUGCCCGUUCCUCGUCAAGGUACAUGUUGGGCCGGGGGGUGAAACGUAAGCUGAGCUCAUGUGAGGACCCUGCCCAGGACUUGCCAUAUCCUCAGCAGAGGCAGCUGGUGCUGGACUUGUGUCUAGACAAGCUACAAAGCUGCCAGCGGCGAGCUGAACCCAGCCUGCACCGUUCAGUCCUGCUGGCCAACACCCUCCGCCAGAUUCAGCAGGAAAUGAGACAGGAGGGGGAAACCUGUUUGCCACCAGCCCCGCUCGGCCCCUCGCUCCCUCACGCCUCCACCCCACGCCACUUCCCUGACCUGCCACCUGUGCCCUUAGACUGUCCUCCACCUCUAACCGGAGCACUGUCCCCUUCAUUCCCCCUCAUGACAGCUGAGGAGGAGGAGGUCCAGUUUGGUGGCACCGUAAAUGAGACUCUUUUGCCAUCCCUCGCUGGUGAGGAUGACACAAGGUCAUCAGAUUCACUCUUUGGCUCAUUCGAGAUUACUAAUUCCACCAGCUACUUGACAGACUUGGCUUUGGAUGACAUCUUUGAGGACAUUGACACGUCGAUGUACGACUCCUCUGACAUUUCUGUCCUGGCGUUUCCUGUGCAGAGAAGCAGCGGGGUGGACGAUGGCCUCAAGAGCCUUUCCAGCUGCACCUCCAACAACAGCCUACAGCUCGGUCUCUCAGACAUCAAUGACCUGGACCACAUCAUGGAGAUCCUUGUGCGCUCCUGAAUCACAGCUCAGACCACAGUGUCCUCAUUCAGCCAUCCCAGUGUUUUCUAUGGGAAAUGAAUAAUACAAUGCAUUUUAUUUUUUAAAAGCAAACAAACAAAUAUUUUAUCUAUUUUUAUACAAAGGACUGAUAUAUUUAUAUAUGAAAAAAGGAAACACACUCUCACUGUAGGAUAAAUGCACAUUUUAAAGACUUUUUCCAGAUGGUCGAGCUUAAGCUGCCAUCCUUCAUAUUUAAGCAAACUAAGAUAUGAAUAUGCAGGGACUUCGGAAACAAAUACAAAGUAUUACCAUUGAUGCUUAUUUAUAUUGGAUAGUUGUAUUUAAAAGAAGAUGGAAGAAAAGUGGAUUGUUAUGGACGCUCCACCUUAGCUUUUGAUAAGCUAAAAGGCAUUUAUUUUUUGUGAUCUCCACUGUAUUCUGAAGCAUUACAUUUAACUGUCAGUAAUUAUGAUUAUCAGAUCAUGUCAUGCACAUGCAGCACUCACACUACCUCUCAAGAUACCAAGAGCUCUUUCUCUAUACAAAGACUGUCAUUGUUACAACUGUAUUUUAAUGGUUUCUCUCCAAUAACUUUCAAAACUGCUGAUUGUUUUAUAUAUGGCUCUGUUCACAGGAAAGCCUCUCCUCAAAUGUUAGGAUUUAGUCCAAAGCUAUAUAGCUGUAGAAGAAAGGCUUUUGUCUCGAUCUUUCUAUUCAAAAUGUUCUUUUUGAAACAUUUCUUACUUUGGUUUCAGAAUGAGCUGUUGCUUGCAUAAAAAGUGAUCUGUAUUUUCUAAUCACUUGGAAUUUAAUCCUAUUUCUACUUUUCACGUACAUGAUUGUCAGUCACACAGCCACCGUCGAAUCCCUCGUAUGAACAUAGUGCCUACAACGGAGAAUGAAGACUGCCGACGAUGAACUGCACACUGUGGACCCGCGCAUAGACUUGCCUGAGUUUCCUGCUCUAUGCCCAUGAUGCUCUCUAAGUGGGUUGUUUGUCACUUUUUUGAGCAUUUACCUCUAAAGAAGCCAUUACUCGAAUGUGGGUCCACAUCUCCUCUCUGCUCUCGCAUUGUGAUCUACAUUGUAAAAAGCUAAUUGUGGAUGUCUAUGGUUGCCUCUCAUGCUGUGGUCUCAAAGACCAUUUCUGAAUGUACAAGCUUACUCGCGUGGAGCAGAGAUUAAUCCAAUCUGAUGUCUCACCUGCUUACUUUUCCCUUCAUCACAAACUUAGUUAUUAGUUACUACUUAAACUUGUGAAAUGGUAGACUAGAGCAAGGCCCUUAGUUUUUGACCUGUAUUAACAUCCACCGAACAUCAAGUUGCUGCAAUCGAAUGCGAAAGAGCCACAAGCUGCUGUCUCCAUUAAGACUGGGCAGAAACAGGGGGAAGGGAAGAACCAGAGAGCGAGAUUGGGGGGGGGGGUUAAAGCAAUCAGUUCCUGUCACGUGGAGAGCUGUGCUAGUGGUGAAUGCUACAUUUAGAGUUUGAGCUGGUGCGCAUUGGUGCGCUCAUAGCAAGCCCCACCCCCAGUGAGGCCCCAAGGGGCUUUGAUGUCCUCCCAACCAAUCGUUUUUGUUUAAGGGAGGAGAUUUGUUCUCUCUCUGCUUCAUGCGGAAUAGAAUAACAAGUGGAAGUGGUUCAGUUUGGUUCUUCCCUUGCCUAUGGAUAGCUCACUUUGAUCAUUAGUGGCUUGAGACAUUUUACAGUCUGAAUUUGAGUUAAAUUUAGACAUUCCAGCUAAAAUACAUAAGAUAUUUAUAUAAUAAAAAAAAAAACUAAUUACAGAGUUUGAGGUUGCAGCAGAGAAGGGCUUUUUGUUUUUUGGUUGAAACUGAUGUGCUCAUCCCUCUUUAAACUCAGGCUUGCAGGCACCCCACCCUGCCUUUCCCGCUCACAAGACACAUGCACCGCCACAGAGAAAACCUGACACUAAAGAAGUUUACACUCAGAUUUUAGGAAACUUGCUCGUGUAAGAUGGUAACCAUAAACCAGAGAGAGACUUCAUGAUGAGACCAUCGGCGUUGCAUCAGCGACCUGUUUUUAAUGCUGAAAGCUGUGGAUCUAAUGAGUGUAGCUUUGUAAGCUUGAUCAGUUUUUCUUUUUGUGUUGUGUAUAUACAUUUGUAUUUAUAUAUUUUACUUGUGUUUUGAUCUUUUUAUUUGUUGUUGACUAAAGAUCAUGAGAUAAUAUAUUGCUUUUAUUUAAGAGUGAGAUAUGAUCAGUAGACUUUGGUCUUUUGGAGGUUUUAUUUGUUUUUUGAAGUGUGAUUUGUACUUCACCUCUUAGUAACAAUUAACGUGUACAUUUAUGAUGCAGAGUUAUGAGAGAUGUUUAUCAAUGAAAUUAUUUGUAAAUGUUUCGAUCUGUGCUGACUCUGAACUGAAAGACGAUGGGAUCUUAACAGUGUGUUCAUUUCCCUUUGGACCAUUCAGUUAUUUAGGCAGCUUUUUAACAGUUUUUAUGCUAAAGUGGUUAAUGCUUUGUUGUCGGCCUCAUUUAAAUGUAAUGUCUCCUGUUGCUUGAAUUUCAGUCUUUUGAAGGACAUUUGUUUCACAAUAAUCAGCCCCAGCAGCCUCUGGUUAUAAACUAAUGUUCGUUAUGCUUUAGUCUAGAAGCAUGCAUUGCAGUAAUGCACAGAGCAGCAGUGUAAAGUGGUUUACACUUUGUCGUAAACUUAUGAACGGAUUACUCAAAUAAUGUAUGGUACGUUUGAUGUACUGGUUGCACAUAGACCACAAAAAGCAGCAAGAGUUUGUAUUAUCAUGGUCCUUCUCAAAUUUGGUUGUGAGGCACAAAACCGCACGCAAGCUUUAAACAUCAACUCAUCUUGUUAAUUUGGCUAUUAUUUAUUUUAAAAAAAAAUUUUUUAAUUAUCCUAAAGAAAUUGUAAUAUCAGAAACCUCAAAAUGUCACUUUGUCCCAAGUGCAAUAUGAAAAUAGGAACAUAAAGCGCUGUCUUGCCUAAUAGCAAAUGACACAAUGUAGUAGGCCUGUAUACCUUUGAAUAAAUGGCUAGAUGUUUUUUAUGAUGACUUUAAACCUUACAUUUUCUUCUUUCCCUAGAAACUGUCCUUUGAUCUGUUUUGACAGCAGAUUUUUGUGAGGUCUGUAAAUAAUAAAGCAUUUUCUUUUGCAGUCAUAUUCUAUGCAAUAGAUUGUAGCAGGUCAGUA
Messenger RNA from Sinocyclocheilus rhinocerous, 4409 nucleotides. RefSeq names its product SERTA domain-containing protein 2. NCBI's taxonomy places the organism in Eukaryota, Metazoa, Chordata, Actinopteri, Cypriniformes, Cyprinidae. Gene Ontology annotation, cellular component: nucleus. The transcript is spliced from 2 exons. Bases 396 to 1253 code for a protein of 285 amino acids. Gene Ontology annotation, molecular function: transcription regulator activity. The record is from RefSeq and is a predicted model, not a curated record.